GCGUUCUGCGAGAGGGCGGGGCGUAGCGCGCUGUGUGUGUUGGUGACCUGCAGACUGCGUCACAUUUGCGCAGAAACUCUGUAAAUAAGCGUUCGGAACCACGUGACACCAAGGAGCUGCCCGCGUCAGCGCUGUUCGUCUCUCUCAUUCAGGAUGUUUCCCGCAGGCGCGUGUCUCUGUGUCCUGUGCGGUUUACCGGCUGCGGGGAAGUCCCGCCUGGCGCAGGUGCUGCGGGAUCGCGCGCAGAGCCGCGGGUGGGAGACGCUGCUCGUGACGUAUGACGAACUGAUCCUGGCGCGCGACUGGCGCGAGAGUGAAUGGAAGCAGCAGAGAAAGACAGUGGUGAUGUGUUUGGAGAGAUUCCUGCGUCACACACACACUGAGACGACUGAAGACAUCUGGACACGCUUUGAGCAGAUGCACACGCAUCAGCAGCCCGACUCUCAAACACACACACAGCCGCUCGUCAUCCUGCUGGACGACAACUUCUACUAUCAGAGUAUGAGACACGAGAUCUACCAGCUGGCCAGAAACAACUCGCUGGGCUUCUGUCAGGUGUUCCUGCGCUGUGAACUGCACGUGUGUCUGCAGAGGAACCAGCAGCGGUCUCAGCGUGUUCCCGAUGAAGUUCUGCAGCAGAUGAGCGUCCGUAUGGAGCCUCCAGAUCCCACCAGAAACUCCUGGGAGCAGCAGAGCCUGACGGUGGACAACACGGAGAACAUCACAGACGCAGUCGUACUGAAGAUGAUGGACAUGUUGGGGUUUGCUCUGGAGAACCCGCUGAGGCCCAUUCAGGAUGAUUCACAGCAGAAGGAAGCAGACAGACAGAUUUGUGCGUGUAGUGUUGUUCAUCAGGCCGAUCAGAUGUGCAGACGGAUCAUAUCUCAGACGGUGACGUCAGCACGCGAAAAUCAGGCGUCUUCAGGAGUUUUGAAGGUUCUUGCUAAAGAGCUGAACGAGCUGAAGACUGGAUUCCUGCGGGAAUUCAAGAAGGAAGUUCUUCACCGAGUGUCGGUUUGUCCAGAAGAGCCCGUGAACACGGAGAAACUGCUGACGGAUGCGGCGAGAGCGUUUGAGCGGGACACGCACGAGAUUGCGUCCAAACACGGACAUUUAUAACACUUCACAUGUUAUUACAGAUUCACCUCACAAUGAUGUUUCUAAUCUUUCCCCCUUUCUGUAAGAUUUUUUGAUUGUGUUUAAUAUUUAAUUUGGAAUAUAUUUUUGUAAAUUAAUUUGAAAUCCAUUUUCACUUAUUGAGUCAUUAAUGCAUAAUUCUGUUUAAUGCUGCUCUUCAGAGUAAUUAGUGUGGGUUUAAUUAACACAGAAGUCUGUUAUUUGUGUCACUAAAGCAUUAUUUUAUGUAAGUUAAGUUUAUAAAUGACAUUACUGUAACAAACCUUUCAAAUAACUCAUAAUCAUUCAGUGGAUUCACUUUUAUUACACUAUGAGUAAAACAUCGUUAUAAUUACUGAUAAUCAUUUGAACAAAUCAUGAUGUCAUCUGACCCGGAAAUACACAGGCCCCGCCCUCCUGUCACGCUUUGUCCAAUCAGCGUCUGGCUGCGUGUGAUAUUUGCAUAUGUACAGAGCGAUUAUUCCAUGUUUAGCAGAGACGGUCAUUUAAAUUAUAAUGAAUGAGAGAAAUAGCAACGAACAUUGAAAGGAAGUCCCGCCUUACAGGUAAAAGAGCCAAUCAGCUUUUAGAUACAGACAUCAUAUAAUCAGUGAUGCUCAUUAUCGAUACAGUCCGGGACGGGUUUGUUUUUAGCGUGAUGUGAGAUAAAGAAGCACAAUUUAUGAUGGCGUUGUUGUCGGACUUCACUGCUGAUUUGAAAUGUGUUUUUGAUCGUAAUCUUGAACAACUGUUCUGGAGAUUUCGGUGUUCCCCCAUUCAAGUCCACAGAAGCAACACUUAUAUGCCCGCAGAGUGGACUGACUUACUAAAAGGACUUUGGUGUUUACUGAUUAUAUGGUCUCUAAAAACACGCAUUCAAUAUCAGGUGUAAUCAAAUUACAUUUUAAAUAUACAUAACAAUAAGUCAAGUCAUUUUUAUUUGUAUAGCGCUUUUUACAACACAUAUUGUUUUAAAGAAGCUUUACAGAA
This is a messenger RNA of Xyrauchen texanus (razorback sucker), 2106 nucleotides long. Its product is annotated as L-seryl-tRNA(Sec) kinase-like. The coding region runs from base 154 to 1119 and encodes 321 amino acids. Lineage: Eukaryota; Metazoa; Chordata; Actinopteri; Cypriniformes; Catostomidae. Gene Ontology annotation, molecular function: tRNA binding; kinase activity. The record is from RefSeq and is a predicted model, not a curated record. The transcript is spliced from 6 exons.